Cladophialophora immunda is the source of this 1653-nucleotide messenger RNA. RefSeq lists its product as uncharacterized. The coding region runs from base 751 to 1476 and encodes 241 amino acids. NCBI's taxonomy places the organism in Eukaryota, Fungi, Ascomycota, Eurotiomycetes, Chaetothyriales, Herpotrichiellaceae. The record is from RefSeq and is a predicted model, not a curated record. The transcript has a single exon.
GAAAACACAGCCACACAACGAGCGCUUUCACACCUUAUCCUCCGCAUCUGUCAAUUGACGCACGCCUCCAGGCUGUGACGAGCAUGGGCACCGUUGCCAUGAAACAUGCGGGCGCAGUCCCUACCCUCCACAAGGAAACAGCCGCGAAACGCUAUGGCACAGCCGGAGUGUAUUAGGCUGAAUGUGUUUUACGGAUCAGGCAAGUCUACGAAAGAGAUGGAGACAAUCAAGACAGUGAGAACGACAGUCUGGGUCUAGCUUGGCUGGGCCUGGGCCUUUUCGUCACUGGCGACGUUAUUUUGCUCACCUUGUGAUGCUACUUGCUAUUGCUACUACAGCUACAGCUCGAUGACGACUGCUACACCAAACCUCAAUAACACCCAACGGCUAAGCUGGGGAGAGGCAGAGUGGGGAGCGACAGGAUGUUUCUAUAGAAAGAUCAUGGGGAAGAAAUGUGGGAACAGGGCGCUAUCAACAUAUAAAGAACCGCCCCUUUUCUAUAUGGCCUCGUUGAUGUGUCAGACAUUCAUUCAGCAAUAAAGAUCAUCCGGGCGACUGAGAGACACAAAGAGGCACAACAUUCAACAGGAAUCAAACAUCCUCGGGGCCUUCGGAUACAUUCUCACACUCUCACACAUCCACCGCUCCUCGCCAUCAUACAGUCUAGUCCUAGCCUGUUCAACUCUCACCAAUUUUUCUUUUCUUGCUUCAAAUUGAACAGCCCUUGUGAGAUCGCGACAUUAUAUCACUAUGCCAGCAGCGGUCCCCUCAACGUCCAUUGCACCCCUGAUCGUCACGAGCACGACAGGAACCACGAUCCAGGCCCUUGACUACUUGACGGGCGAGACGUCCGGGAUGGCCACCGUGAUGGCUGCCAACUACAACCAGGAGAAGACGACGACGAAGGAGAAGAAGAGGCAUUGGUGGUCGCGCAUCCGCAAGGGGAGACCGUGUCGCCAGAUGGAGACGCUGGAGACCGCCCAGCCGAGUCGUAGCUCGAGCCGGGGGCCCCGACCGCUCGACGAGGACAUGUUCCCUCGGAGGAUCCGCACCAACAGUUCUCAAUCCGUGCCCACGGUGAUGAACACGCAGGCUGCGGGGGACGUCUUCGGCGAAGACAGCGGCCUGGACGCCAUGGCCGAGCCGCCCGUCGACAUCACCACCGCCGCCAGCCCCAGCAGCUCGGUGUUGACCUCCAGCGUCGACUCCUCCCCACGCAGCAGCUGCAGUAGCAGCAACAACAGCUUCGGCUCAGACGCCUCGCGAACCACGAUCGACGGCGCCCGCUCCAGCAUGUCGUCGGACCGCCAGAGCAGGGCCAGCGGCACGAGUGUGGCGCGACUGUAUGAGGCGCUGGGCACGCGGGCCAUCAUGAAGGAACAGAAGAAGUUGCAGAACUACCGCGCUCGACAGGGCAUCCUGGACGAUCGCGCCCUGGAUACUGUGGUGCUGGGGGGCGCCUUUGUGAUCAUGUAAUUUCGUGCUGUUUCCAAGGGCCCUCGCCUCUCUGGCUGGUUCAGGUGGCCUCUUGCCUAUUUUUUGGGAUAUCUAGAACAGGAAAACAAUGCGACCUCUGUUACGGAGUUUAUUACUAGCCGAGCUCUUGCGCACUGUUUCCUUUGCUUCGAGUCUCCAGAGUUGUGCAUAAUAUCC